UCUCUGUUUAGAGUUCAUGCCCCGAGCCUAUGUAUUCUUUGCCCGAGCGUACAUUCUGGAAAUUAUUAUAGUUGGUUUUUAGGUUAUUUCUCUGUCUUGGAAAGAAACUCGGAUUUGUUUACUUCGCAGUGCAAUACCGAGAGAAUGUCCACGAAAUCGUCCGUCGAUUUGAGGGCAGAACUGGCUGAACUCGUUAAACGUAAAGCAGAAAUAGCGGACACACUGGCAAACUUAGAAAGGCAAAUAUAUGCCUUUGAGGGAAGUUACUUAGAAGAUACGCAACUAUAUGGCAAUAUUAUUAGAGGUUGGGAUCGCUAUUUAGCUAGCAACAAAAAUACAAAUAGUAAAGCAGAUAAGAGAAACAGAAAAUUCAAGGAAGCCGAACGAUUGUUCUCCAAGUCUUCCAUAACGUCCAUGGCGGCGGUAAGCGGUUUGGUGGAAAAUGCACAAGAAAAAAUCGAACGGUACAGUGAGUCAGAAUCUCAGAUCGGAAACAGUGGCAGCGAGGACAAUUGCAAUUUUGGCAAUUCUAACGCGAUCCCGUCGAGUAAUAGUAAAGAUUCCAGUGGCAAGAAUCACACGUCCAUUCAGUCUGGAUACUCUCAGAAUAAUGGGACACUGAGCAAUGCUGACAGCAACGUUCAAUUUACCAAUGGAACCAUGUCGAACGGAACCUUAGAGCACACUUCGACACCAGCUAAGGAUAGUCAUAGUAAUAGUAAGGACUCCAACCGAAAUAGGUCGAUGAAUAGUGCUAAAAAGAAUAGCAAUAAGAGAUCUAGGAACAGAUAGAGGUAUCUGCGACAGUCGUCUGUACUUCUUGCUUUGGCGUUCUAUCGAGGAACAUUCGGUCGAUUAGGUACAAAUUUUUCACGUUAAUAGUUUGAUGUACAAAUCGCCUGUAGACACGGUACCGUAUUGGUAAUUAUAAGAUUAAUGUUCAUAGGUAUAUAUAUCUAACUUUCCGCUCUCGUUUCUAACGUUCAUUGACGCUCCUGUGAGUCUGUAAUUAUCGUUAGGGCAGAUAAUCAAAACGAAGUAUGUGUGAUUUUCUUUUCCUCCUAGUAAUCCAGUUACCUUGAUUGAUCAUUAUCGAGGCAGAAAAUUAGACAUAAGUAUUAGGGGAAGUUUCUUUUCUGUAACUUCACCGUAUGUAAUUCGCGGGUUUAUACGCGAUCGAGGAAAUGCCGGAAGAAAGGGGCGAAACCUAAACUCUAUACGGCAGAGCCAUUUGUUACACGAGUCACUCUCGUUUGUAAUUCCAUAUAAUAAAAGUCUAACUGGAAUCAUGGUUAAUGGAUUUAACAGUUGUCGCUUUGGCGGGACACUAUGUCGAAAUGAUAUGCUUUAGGUUCCACUACCGUCUCGGGCUUAAUAAUUCUGCCUCGCGAGUCUAUUAACGGUAUACUCUCCAACACUUCCAUAGAUUAACACUUUUAUAAAUACCUAAUUUUAUUACUUUUGUAUUAAAUGUUCAUCUGAUUUUGUA
Orussus abietinus is the source of this 1489-nucleotide messenger RNA. It is a transcript of the gene Eaf6, whose product is annotated as chromatin modification-related protein MEAF6. Gene Ontology annotation, cellular component: NuA4 histone acetyltransferase complex. Lineage: Eukaryota; Metazoa; Arthropoda; Insecta; Hymenoptera; Orussidae. The coding region runs from base 145 to 792 and encodes 215 amino acids. The transcript has 4 exons. The record is from RefSeq and is a predicted model, not a curated record.